ACCUUUGUGCUAUUCACCGAAGAUGAAGAAGAAACCCGAGAGAGGACUCAAGGCUUUGGCUUCUGGUUCUCUUGCUAUAACCAGAUUCCAUACUAUAUUGGAUAAAACAGAGAAACGGUUGGAAUUAGAAAUACAAAGAGAAAAUAGGGCUCCACCUCAGACGUUAGUUGGAAAAGCACGAAGAAAGGGGGAGCAUGUUUUACAUAGUAAACAAGUACUCUUCUGUAUCAUUAUCCUGAACGUCAUCGACUGUAUCCUUGUAUUAGGAGAACUCAUUCUGGACAUGUAUUAUGUAAAAGGACUUCUUGAAUCAUCAGAAUCUGUAACAAAUAACUUCAUCAUUGAUAUGAAAGCUCUCCAUCCGAUGGAAUUAGAAGUUGUCGAAAUACCGAAUGUAAAACCACUGUAUUCCAAACUUUUACACGCACAUAUAGAUUGGAGCCAUUCUGAAACAAACAAACUACCAUCAUUAGGUGUAAACUGUAGUCCGGAAUCGACAACGACUUCACAUCAUGUGGUAGAAGCAUCCACUCCUCAUACGAUAGGAAAACGAUCUGCAAAUGUCCAUACUGAUACCCACAUCAAUGGGACCGAUAUUGAACAUGGAAACAUUACAAAAGAGGAUCAUCACGAUGGACAUGAAGGCGAUCAUGCACAUAGUUUUGAAGAGGAAUUAGCGCAUGCGUUUCAUAAAGCCAGUAUUAGUAUUUUAGCAAUUUUAGCUGCUGAGACAAUCUGUAAGAUAUUAGCAUAUGGGACGAGGUUUUUUGAAAGGAAAUUAGAAGUUUUUGACUGUGUAAUAGUCUUCGGGUCUUUGUUUGUUGACGUCUAUUUCUUGAAGGGUAUAAGCGCCUACAAAAUACAAGAGUUUGUCAUUAUCUUGGCAUUCCUGGUGCCAUGGAGGGUCAUUCGAGUAGUAAAUAGUUUGGUUGUUGCUGUAAUUGAUCACGAACACUUCCGGUUGAAACUGCUUUACAAACAGAAAAAGGAAGUAUCACAUGACCUGAAGAAAACUAAGAGCGAAGUGAAAAAUUUACAGCAAUCAUUGGACAUUGUAAGGAAACUGGCCAAUGAAGCUGGUGUCACCGAACAGAAAAUAUCUCAACAUUUAGCUUUCAUCAAUCAGAACCUUGGAAAAUCGAAAAAGAAAGGUAUAGGCUUUGGUCAUAGUUUUCCCUUAUUUCACCAUCACCAUGGCCAUGGCCAACACUCUCCAAAAUCUUCACAUUCAACCCCUGACAUAAAAUUACAUCUGGAUGCAAACAGAAAUGGAAUUCUCAAAGAGGAAGACGGAGUUAUCGAACAUGGAAACAUUGUAUCUAAUGGAAAUAUAACUCUUAAUACAAUAAGCAGUGAAGUUAACGCAGGUUAUGAGUCAGAGAAAGAUGAUGGUGGCUCUUCACACGACAGCGAUGUUGUUAUAAAUGUUCCCAAUGGAGAUGCCACUCACCAUUUAUAAAUAUGUGUAUAAUGUAUUCAAUUGAUUUUGGACCAUUACAAUUAUGUAUAAUAAUUUAUGAUGUAAACAUGCUCUCAUUUACUUCAUUUGAACUCCGGUGGAAAUUUGUCUCAUUGUCAAUCAUACCACAUCCAUUUUUAUCAUAUAUAUACAACAAUAGAUUAAUUCAAGAUUUCUGCUUCUCAGUCGUAUCUAGUCGGGUUAGGAAUCCGACAGGAGAAUAAAAUUGAGAACGGAAAUGGGGAACGUGUCAAAGAGACAACAACCCGACAAAUGAGCAUAAAACAGCCGAAAGUUACCAAUGGGUCUUCAAUGUAGCGAGAAAAUCCCGCACACGGAGGCGUGCUUCAGCUGGCUUCUGAACAAAAAUGUGUACUAGUUCAGUUAUAAUGGGCGUCAUACUAAACUGCGAGAUAUAUGAAUGAACUAAAAUUAAAAAUCAUACAAGACUUACAAAGACCAGAAGCUCCUGACUUGGGAUAGGCGCCGAAAUGC
This is a messenger RNA of Mytilus trossulus (common blue mussel), 1954 nucleotides long. RefSeq lists its product as uncharacterized. Gene Ontology annotation, molecular function: voltage-gated proton channel activity. The coding region runs from base 23 to 1459 and encodes 478 amino acids. Gene Ontology annotation, cellular component: plasma membrane. Gene Ontology annotation, biological process: proton transmembrane transport. The transcript has 9 exons. Lineage: Eukaryota; Metazoa; Mollusca; Bivalvia; Mytilida; Mytilidae. The record is from RefSeq and is a predicted model, not a curated record.